Messenger RNA from Vespula pensylvanica (western yellowjacket), 10451 nucleotides. RefSeq names its product vacuolar protein sorting-associated protein 13C-like. Gene Ontology annotation, cellular component: extrinsic component of membrane. NCBI's taxonomy places the organism in Eukaryota, Metazoa, Arthropoda, Insecta, Hymenoptera, Vespidae. The record is from RefSeq and is a predicted model, not a curated record. Gene Ontology annotation, biological process: protein retention in Golgi apparatus; protein targeting to vacuole. The coding region runs from base 104 to 10372 and encodes 3422 amino acids. The transcript has 52 exons.
UGCAUUAUACUAGUUGCAACUUAUCUCGAGGUUAUAAUGAAUAUUGUAAGGUGGUUGGUUAAGUGAAAUAAGAGAUAUAAUUUUGUCAUUAAUAAUAACAAUAAUGUUUGAAGGAGCUAUAGCAGCGUUUUUAAAUCGUCUUUUGGGCAGAUAUGUUGAAGAUUUAGACACAGAACGAUUUAAUAUUGGUAUUUUUUCCGGUGACACAUGUCUCACAGAUCUUAAAUUAAAACCAGAAGCUUUGUAUCAACUUGGAUUACCCAUACGUGUAGAGGCUGGUCUAAUAGGAAAAAUAAUUUUAAAGAUACCAUGGACUGGAUUACUUUCACAGCCAGUCGUUAUAUAUAUAGAGGAUAUAUUUAUAGUAGCUGUUCCUAUAUUAUAUGGCCAAUAUAAUGUGGAAUUGCAAAAGAGAUUAUUAAGAGCUGAAAAAAGGAAAAUAUUGGAAGAUCUUGAGGGAGAUGAAGCAUUUACUGCUGGAUUGCCCCUCAAUUUUUUUGAUGGCAUAGUGACAUCUAUUAUGAGGAAUUUUCAGAUUACAAUAAAUAAUAUACAUAUUAGAUAUGAAGAAAAACUUUUCUGCAAUUCUUUAUCUGCUUGUGGUAUUUGUAUACAAAGUAUAUCUAUGACAACAACAAACAAUAAAUGGAAACCAGGAAUUUAUUCAACUAAUUCACAAACCCUUUAUCAACUGGUACGGGCUGAGUCUCUUAGUAUAUACAUGGAUCAUGAUACAGAGUCUUCUCUACAAAGUUGUCCAUCUAAAUGGGAUCUUGCCAGUUUUCUUGCAUGGAAAGGGACAAUGCUCAAAUCACUCCAAACAUUUGGCAUGAGAAAUAAAGAAUUUCAGUUUUUAUUAAAGCCAUUCACAGCAAAAAUAAAAGUAAUUAUACAUAAGGGCAGUGAUGUGCAAACUUCACGAAUUUUAAUUGAUAUUGUUCUUCAAGAUGUAGCAAUGCAAAUUUCAGAAAUGCAGUAUAUUACAUUUUGCCAUCUAUAUGAUUCUUUACAAAGAGCAAUUAUUAACAGACCUCAUCGAAAAUAUAGACCUCAGAAGAAAAUUCAAGAGAGCCCUUCAUCAUGGUGGAAAUAUGCAUAUUAUUCUGUCCUAGAUCAAUACAUUAGACCAUAUAUUUGGAAAAAUAUAGAAAAGCAUAGAAAAAAUUAUAAAAAAUAUAAAGAGAUGUAUACUCAAAUUUUAUUACAACCAAAUGAUACAGAAUUGAAACUGGAUAUGCAAAAAUUCGAAGAUAAUUUAACAAUAGUGAAUAUAGUGAUAGCACGAGAACAUGCUAGACAAGAAUUACGAAAUAAAAAGAUUAAGCAAUCCCAUGAAUCAUUAAAAGCAGGUGCAAUGAAAGAAAAAGAAGUUGUAUUUCCGAAUGAGAAUAAGUCACAAGAUAAUGCACAACCUAUUGAUCAGGAUAAGAGGAGGAUGUUCUACAAUUUACUUGAUAAUAGUCCAAGUGCAAAAAUAAAGUUGGAGAAAUUGUCAAGACCAAUUGAUUACAAAUACAAUUUUACUUUGGCAAAUUUUUCUUUGAGCUUACUAAGCAAAAAUAAGGAAGUACUUGUAGCUACUGUUACACAAUUUCUAACAAGUAUGGAGACAGCACCAAAAUUAUCAGCAUUUAAAAUUUCUGCUAGAGCAGAAAGUUGUGUAGUUGAAGGAGUUUCACAGGAAGGUGAUCUAGUUCCUUUGAUCAUUGUUGAUAAUGUUUUAACGGGGAAUGUAUCAACUAAUUUUUUGGCUUUAGACUUUGAAAAAAAUGGAAAAGAUGUGGAUCCUAGUUUCGAUCUUUCAGUAAAACUAGAAACUAUUGAAAUUAUUUAUCAUCAUUAUGCUAUGAUGGAAAUUAUUAAUUUUUUCAAAUUGGGCAAUCCUUAUAUUAAAGAUACUCUUACUUGGUCAUAUAAAUUAUGCAAUAGUGGUGUUAUGAAAUUUCUGAAUUUCAUAGAUAGUAUUACAUCACAAACGUUUAGAAUAACUUUAAAAAUCGAUAUAGAUGGGCCCUAUAUUGUAUUUCCAGAACAUGGAUCUAUACAAAGAGAAGGGUAUUUAAUGAUUUUGGAUUUUGGGAAUAUAUCAUUGGUCAAUGAAUUACAAGCAAUCAAUUUGCAAUUAGAAGAUGCUACACUUAUGGAAUUAGAAGAAUUACUUUAUGACAGACUUCAUAUUACAUUUAAUGGAGGGCAAAUUCUUUGUUGUCAUUCAGGAGAUGACUGGCGGUCUGCUAGAAAGCAAAAAGAUUCAGAAUACCACUUUAUAUCAAAAACGCAAGCAAAUGCUACUAUUUCAUAUAGUAUUAAGCCUGAAUAUCGUCAAUUACCAAGAGUGAAACUUAAUGUAUCUGUACCACGUUUGAAAUUUAAUGUAUCAGAAAGUAAAAUACAAUUGAUCAUAUAUUUUUUAAAUACUUUAUCUAUAUUUUGCUGGAAUUACACAAAGGAAUAUCAAGCAUUUAUGAAACAAAUCAAUCCUGAAAUAAAAAAUAAUAUGCUUGUUUUAUCAUUAAAAGAACUCAAACGAAUACAGCACAGUAUAUGUCUACCAACUGUAACUAAAGCUCAAAAAAAAUUUGAUCGUGUUAUGCAAGAACUUUUAAUUAAUAAUGUACCAAGGCUUGAUAGAAGUGUUGUAUCUUCUGAAGUUAGUGAAGAAGAUUUGGAAUUAUUAUCUAAAACUAUAAAUUUAUAUGGUUUUGAUGACAAUGUGUCUCCAUAUAAUCAUAUGAACUUCCUUGUAAGAUUUGCUAUUGGAGAGCUUUCUCUUCAUGUGGGAUUUAUGAAUGAAACUAGAGAAGAACCAUACUUAAAUUUAAGAUUACAUACAGUGUAUAUUGAAAGUGGCAUAAUGGAAUAUGGAUUUGCCAUCCAAUUUGGUAUUGGUUCUAUACUUCUGCUUGAUAAAACAAAUGCAGAUAUUACUGGGUCAUAUUUGGAAUUUAUAUCAACAGGCGAAUUUCACGAAGUUUUUGUUCUAUCAUACCGCAAGGUUAGAUCAGACUGUCCAGAUUUUAAAGCAUUCUUUAAAAAUAUUGAAAGAUCAUUGCUUAUAAAUCUUGUGAACAUGAAUAUUAUUCUUCAUAGACCUGCAUUGCUGAAAGCAAAAAAUUUUUGGGGCUCUAUUGAUCGAAUAUUGUGUGGAACUCUCUUAUUUGAGUUUAUUAAGAAACUUUGUUUAGAAAUUAUUGAAUGGAAAGAGAAUGAUCAUGAUCCACCCAUCCCACCAGGUGCAAUUAAGCUCAAUUAUUCUGCAAGAAUUAGUACAUUAACCAUUCGAUUAUGUGACAAGGAUGCAGAUUUAAUGAAAAUAGAAAUAUUAGGUAUAGAAAAUGAUUGUAUCUACAUUGCUAAUGAAAGAAUGGUCCUCCGCAUCCAUUUAAGAAAUUUACUUGUGGAAGAUUUGAAUGAAGAAACACUCUAUACAAAAAUAUUAACAACUGAUGAAGAUAAAGUUUUGGAUAUAAAAUAUGUGAGACACACUCCAAAAUUGUAUGUGUGUUCUGAUAUUGAUACAAAUCAAGAUGAUGUUAUGUCACAUGGAACAUUUAAAUUGUCUAUUGGACGAAUGAAUUGUGUAUUAAUUGCAAAGAUACUACAAGAUCUACACUAUUUCUUAUCACCAUUUGCUUCAUCUUUUUUUACACAUUUUGUAAUUUACUUGAAAAAAAAAUGCAUAACAUAUGUUGAAGAAUUUAAAAGAAGUGCUAUAAAAUUGCAUAUUUUUAUUGACAUACAAGGACCUACUUUUCUUCUACCACAGAGAAAAGAUAUUGCAAAUCUCAUAGUUUUUGAUACAGGUAUACUAUCCGUUGAAAAUUUUUUCAAAAAAGUUGAUCUAACGACCCAAACAAUUAAAACUCAUUCUAUUGGAAAUCACAUAAUAAUGGAUAAUAUCCUAUUAAAACUGAAAUCAAUGACUGUGUCUAGAGCUAUUAUGACAUUAAGUAGGGAUUUAGAAGUACAGGAACCUAUCAUUGAGCCUAUUUAUAUUCAUUUUGACAUUAAAAGAAAAACAGAAUAUCAUACUAUAAUGGAAUAUGAAACAUGUGGAUUAUUUAAAAUGCAUGGAUCUAUAGAUUUUCUAUGCAUAAAUCUUAGUCAAAGAGAUUUACAAUCUGUAAUGUCAGUAUGGAAAGAUAAUAUUUCAAAAAUUGUAUUUUCACAAGAAAAAUGUGAAAAUAAAAGAUAUUCUAUGAUGGAUAAAUCUUCAGAAAAUGUGAAUACUGAAAAUGCAAUGGUUAAAAAAUUGGAAGUUUUUCUAGCUCAAAAUGAAGCCAAUUUAUGUGAAGUAAACAUAAAUUUGACUUUGGAUGGAGUGCAAUUAAAUUUGUUUUUAGAUUCAGAUGAGGUGUUGAGUUCACCUGUACGAGAUUUAAAUCAUGGUUUAUGUAAAUUGAAUUUUGGAGAAAUAAUCAAUACGUUUGAUUUUUAUAGUGAUAAUAGUUUCCAAAUGAAACUGUCUCUGCAAAGUGUGAUUUUACAGGAUACACGUAAAGAUUCUCUUGUUAUAAAAAAAAUUAUUCAAUCUCCAGCUAAAUUAAUAGGAUUAAAUAUUGAUUCAUGCAUUUCUGUCUCAUUGUCACCAAUAGUUGAUAUAACAUAUAAUCAAGCACCCACAGGUGAUAAAUGUUUGGAUAUUCUUAUUCAAGAAACAAGGAUUAAUCUGUCAAUACCAUUCUUAUUUCAUCUUGUACGAUAUUUUGUGGAUGCUUUACCACAUGAUCAAAUUGAAGGAGGCAUUAUCAAUCAUGGAUAUGAAAAUAAUAGUGGCACAUAUAACAAUGAUAAUGCAACAGGAUCAGAUAAUGUGAAUUAUGUGCUAUAUUGUAAGGAACAACCAGAUGUUGCGAUAUCUGUACGAAUACAAAAGCCGGAAAUUUUACUAUUUGGAGAUUUGAAAUCCAACAAUACACAUAUAAUAUUAUUUCAAGCUGAAAUAAUCAUAGAGAGUAGUAGCCAUAAUUGUCUCUCUUCAAUAGUUUGUACAAUCACAAACAUUCGUGCUAAAAGUACAAGUCAAGGGACCUAUCUUCGUCAAUCGCCGCAUUGGUUACUUCGUCCAUGUGACGUAGAAAUAUACAAAAAAGAAGAAUUGCUAAAUCAUACUAUGGAUAUUGUAGUUUCUAUAAGUCCUGUUUAUAUUCACCUUUCUCCUGGAAUUAUGCAUACUUUUGUAGAUAUAAUCAAUGAAGCUUUAAGUUUUAUAACAAACAUUGGUUUAAAAUCUGAUAGAACUAUUGGACAUGAUUUUAAUCAACAUACUGAUCUGUGGUCACCCAAAAAUAUAUCUAGCAUACCUUAUAAAAAAGUUGAAAAUGAAUUAUUGGGAAAUAUAGAACUGCUACAUGAUUAUAACAACCAACAUAUAACUUUUUGUUUAAAACCAAUACCAGUAUAUAUAUUAAUAGAAAUGGAGACAAGCAAAGAAAAAGUUCCUAUGAUACGAAUAGAAACUGUUAUUGACAUUAACAUUGAUAAUUGGUACAAAAAUUUUCAUUUAGAAUCAAAGUUAAAUGUUCAUGCAUUUUGUUAUGAUAUUGACCAUAAAGUUUGGGAACCAUUUAUUGACCUUUGUACAAAAGAUGGUACCAAUUAUAAACCAUGGAUAUUAACUAUAAAAAUGUAUAAUGGAGAAUCAUGUAUUAUUGAUUCAAAUUGGACGGAUCCAUGGCAGCGUACAAACGAAGAUACUUUAAAAAAGAAAAAAAAUAUUGAUACUAAUGAAGAGGAGGAUUCAAUGGAUAUGGUCUUUAUCAACCCAGAACACACAAUUUCUUUACAAAUUAAUGGCGUAAACCCUGGAUAUGACGAGGAUUCCGACACUGAUGAUGACGACAGUGCAAGAAAGUUAGCAAAAUCUACGAACUAUUUAUUCUGCAAUGAAAGUAGUGAAGAUGAAGACAGUGAUUCGGCAGAUUCAAGCGCGAAUGAAGACGAUGGCUUAGAUUUACCAUCAACUAGUAACAUCGAACUAUCAAGUCCUGUCACUGACACACAGAUUAAAAUGGCGCAAACAACAUUGUAUAUUAUAAUAUCCACUGAAGAUAUUAUUAAUUUUACGAUUACUCCAAGUAAUCUCGCAAUUAUGAAUAUGAUUAUAGACGCAUUUGUAGAGGUCAAGAAUGGAAUACCUAUAAUACCUACAAAUAUAAGUGAGAUAAAUUUGCAAAAUAAUAUAGGCCAUGCUAGUAGAGUAGAGCUGCUUGUUCAAGAAGAGAUUGAUGGUAAAAGUACUACACGAAUCCUUACUGCACGAAACUAUCAAUGUGACGAUUCUCCUCCUAGUACACCAAACACGCCUGAUAUUGAGCAUAUUUCUCGUAGCACAAGCCCACAAUGGAUUACUAACGAAAAUGGGCUAAUUGAUUUCGAAGAUAAUCCAUCGAAUUGUGCAAUAUUCACGCAAGAUAUAAUUAAUAACGAAUCUCCAGUUUGUCUAUAUAAAAUGAUCACUGAUGAAAUAUUACAUAUAAUUAUCGAAGGUUUUGAAGAUGUUUCAAUAUAUUGUCCAAAACGACAAAGUUGUAGAUUUAUUCCACUUCGACCUGUAAAACAUAAUGUGCAAUAUCAUUUAGUUGUAGAUACGACUAUUGAUAAAAAUUUACAACGUACAAUUUCUAUUCGAUCGCCUCUUCAGAUUCGAAAUGAAACAUCAUAUGCUUUAGCCCUUUAUUAUAAAAAACAAUUGGCAGAAACAUUGAAAUUGGCAGAUAUUGGAGAAGCAAUAAAUCCUUUCGAUGACAAUAUAAGAAUGGGAAUUAUUGAACCAGACUGUAUUUACAAUGUUCCACUUUAUAUUGCAUAUCAUUUUCCUAUAUAUGUAGAACCAGCAUAUUUGGAAAAUUAUCAAAUUAGCGACGAAGGUAUUUAUUGGAAAGAAUUAAGUAUAAUAACUGACACAAGCAAAGAUAUCUUUUGUAAACUAAAAAAUAAUGAAAAUCAAAAUGUAUUUUGCAUAAAAGUAGUGGGUACUGAAGUUCCAAUGUUAAUCCCGCAAGGCUCUAGAAUACCAAAUUAUUUGAUAAAUAUCAUUCCACCUCUUGUACUCAAUAACCAGUUACCUUUUGUUAUUGAUAUUGGAAUACCUUGUAUAAAUUAUGAAGUAAAAAUUGAACCAGGUGAUAAAGUGAAUGUGCACUCAUUAAUGUGUACAGGUGAUAUACAAUUCAAUUUUAAGAUUCAAAAUUAUUUGGGAACUCAAUGGACUGGAACUAUAAAAGUCAAUAUGAAUUUGGAGAGAAAAUUUGUACUAAUGAGUACAGAUAAUGAAUCGUACUUAAGAAAUCCAUUCAUAAUACGUGUUGAAUUAUGUAAAAUUAAAAGCUGGUAUAUUAUUAUCCAUGCUCAAUAUUGGAUAGUUAAUAAAACAGGUUUACCAUUAUUUAUACAGGAAUGUCAUAUAAAUUUGUCCUACGAGAUUCCAGAAGAAGAAUUAUUGAUUUUAUCACAAAAAAAUAAUAAGAAAGAUACUAUUAGAUUGAGAGCUCAUCAAUCUGAAUGGUCUUUGCCAUUUUUUUUGAAUGGAAUCAGUUCUAUGUCUUUAAUUGUUUGCAAAGAUAUUGAACGUGGAAGAAAAUAUCGAAUAUUGGCAGAAAUAAGCAACUCACGUUUGUCUCCAUUAUUCACAAGAAUUAUUACUUUUCUACCGUAUUUUUUCGUUCAUAACAAAACAAAAAAGGCACUAAGAUUUAUGGAAGAAAAUGAUCAUGCUGAUUUAUGGAAUGAUUUAUUACCUGGACAAGAGGUUCCAUUUUGGCCAGUUACAGAAUCUUUGAAAAUGAGGGUGAAAUGGAAACAUAGUCUAUUAGAUUCUCAGCAUUUUGAUAUCACACAGAUCGGAAAAACUGUAUUAAGAAUGGAUAAUGGUUCAGCUCUAUGCGUAGAAAUUGAAGGUGGAACAAAUACUCCAUAUUACAUUGUAUUUCGGAAAUACAUGAUUGGGGAUGUACCAGUGAGAGUAGAUAAUCUUUGUAAUGAACUAUUUCUUAAAAUUAAUCAAAUUAACUCUGGACAAGUGACCUUGUUAAAUCCAUUUCAAAGUACACUGUAUACAUGGGAUGAUCCCAGUCUGUCAAGAGAACUCAUGUGGAAUAUUUACAAUAAUAAAAAAUCUAGUUACAAAGCUCGAUUUGAAACUGAUGGCUUUGGACAAGAAGUUGUACCUUUUAUUACUGUUGAAUGCAGAGAUGGUUGCACUGUAUCCACUGCCAAGUCACUCUUGCAUACAAGAUCAUCCUACUCACAGGAAAAACUAACUACUAGCACUGAUGAUGAUAAAAAUUCUAAUUCUGAAACAAAACCAUCUAGAGUAGGACAAGUGCGAAAAGAUAAGAUUACUAUUUAUUGGGUAAGCUAUAUGGAAGCUGCACAACGUAUCUUAUUAUUCACUGAAGAUGAAAGCAUAUUUUUAAAAGCACGGAGUAUCAUUGAACCUGAAGUUAGCAAACGAGAAAUAUUUCUAUCAAUUGCAGGCAUUGGAGUUAGCAUUAUUUCAAAAUGCAAUGAAAAAAUUAAAGAAUUUAUAUAUGCAAGUAUAACUGAUUCCUCUGCGUGUUGGGAAUUCUGUUUGGGAAAAAAAUGGAAAACUUUAUCACUUGAAUUAAGUGCUUGGUUAGAAAAUAAAUAUGUAAAUUCCUUCAAAAGAACACAAUUGGAUAAUUUUAUUGACGUUGACUUUUUGAAAAUGCAUAUGACAAAACCCUUUUUUGGAAAAUUACGCAGAACAUAUUCACCAGGAAUUUGGAUACAUUGCAGGCAAUCAAUGACAAUGACAUAUUUGCAAGGUUACAUUCAUCGGAUACAGGUAGAUAAUCAACUUCACGAUGUCACUUUUCCUGUUAUCCUACACUGCAGCUUAGAAAAAAGUAUCAUAAAUUUUAUGGGCAAUCAUAAAUCAAAGCAUUGCUUAGAAUUUAUUUUGUUAAAACAGAAAAAGCUGCAUAGAACGAUUUAUAAGGGUAUAAGUGUCAUUCUCAGAAAAUUCAAUAUAAAUCUCCAAGAAGAAGUCGCGCUAUCAUUAAUUAACUUAAUUCCGAAGACCACAGAAACGAAGUAUUCCAUAGCGGCAAAACUUCGAAAGGAUGUUUCGAAUGUCCAUACACAUAUGCAUCACAAAAAUACUGACAACUUACGGCGUAACAAAACCACUAUAAUUGAAUAUAUGUAUAUCUCUCCAAUUAUAAUAUCUUUAAAAUUAUUAGCCAAUACAGAGGGACCUAAAAUAUAUAACUCUAGUGACCUGACAGAUUAUCAUAAUAUUGUUAAAUAUAUUUUCGAAUAUGCAGAAAAUGGAUCUUUCGAAAAACAUGCAGAGUUUAAAUUUCCAUACUAUGAGAAAUAUUUUACUACAACCAGUAUUAAACAAUUGCUCUUGGAAGUAUCACGGAAUUAUACGAUUCAAUUUACACAACAAUUUCAAGUUCUGAUUCAUUCGAUCACGGUUUUAGGAAAUCAAUAUGGUUAUAAUUUCAAAUCUCUAAACAAUAAUUUUUAUGAUCCAGAUUCAAUAUUAAUAUGUGGAGAAGAAAUACCAGAAAAAUUGUCCCAUGAUAUUGCAUGUCUUUUGGGGCAUGCUACUGCUGAUAUUGUAAUUCCAUCGAUUGUUAACUUGAACAACUGUGAAUCACAUAAUCAACGUUCUAAGGAAAAAGAAUUAUAUUUUCAUAGUAUUGACAUAUCUCCAGCCAAGUUCUCUAUAAAUAAUGUUUUCUCUACUGACAUUGAAUUAGAACUUUCUGGCUUGAUUUCUUUGUCAACAAAUAGUCUUCAACGAGAAGAAUUAAAGUACUACUUAAGAACAUUGGGAAAAAAAAUUUCUGCAUUCUUUAAGAUAGAAAAUGCUUCUGCAGAAACAUGUCCUAAGAUAAUAGAGAACAUAAUCAAAAGGAUACAGGAAAUGGGAUGUAAAUUCAUUUCUCGAAUUCGUUUACCGCGAUUCAUCAGCCCUUACAUGGGCGUCGAGUUAUACUCAACGCACAAAGCUAAAGGAAUGCAUUUGUUAGAGCUCAUAAAUAAAGAUUACCACGGACAAAUGGAGGAUACCUAUUGGGCACAUAGUAUACUUUCUAAUGAUGGAAAACAGAUUGCUCUUAUAUCUUUACAACGAGUUUACCUGAUAGAAAAAGCGGCUGCAUGGGGAUUGUGGAAUAUCAAAUGGUCCAUUGACAUGAAUCAUUUAUCUCCACCAACUGUUGUUGAGGAUAAGCUUGUUCUGCACGUAAAUAAGAAUGAGCAAGCGUCAACAGCCGUUGUAGACUGGUAUUUGGAAAGUAAGGAAAUGGAAGUCCUGGAAUGGCUGUGUCGCAAAAUAAAUACUGCAAUGGCUUUGAAUAUGGAGAGCAGUAUUUGUUCCAAACAAGAUGUAUAAUAUAUGAAAGUUGACUAUAAAAGAAAAAUUGAUGUAUAUUUACAUUAGUUCGGCAUAAUAAACUCUAUCAUGAAUGCAA